Scomber scombrus (Atlantic mackerel) is the source of this 1429-nucleotide messenger RNA. It is a transcript of the gene rpf2, whose product is annotated as ribosome production factor 2 homolog. Gene Ontology annotation, molecular function: rRNA binding. The record is from RefSeq and is a predicted model, not a curated record. Lineage: Eukaryota; Metazoa; Chordata; Actinopteri; Scombriformes; Scombridae. The transcript is spliced from 10 exons. The coding region runs from base 87 to 1013 and encodes 308 amino acids. Gene Ontology annotation, biological process: ribosomal large subunit assembly; maturation of LSU-rRNA from tricistronic rRNA transcript (SSU-rRNA, 5.8S rRNA, LSU-rRNA). Gene Ontology annotation, cellular component: nucleolus.
AAACAGUGUUGUCUUCCGUCGUUUUUCUCACGUGGAAGUUGAGCCGCGUGAGUGUCUGUUAGCAGAAACACGAAGAAAGAGAGAAAAUGACGCAGUUAGACGGUGUAACAAAACCUAAGACAAAGCGCGCCAAGCGCUUCUUGGAGAGCAGAGCACCCAAGCUGAGUGAAGAUGGAAAGACUGCUAUGAUAAUGAAAGGAGGGAACGCCAAUCAGACCGUCACCCAGGCCCUGAAGGACAUAUAUUCCCUGAAAAAACCCAAUGCAGUGCUGUACAAGAAGAAGAACAUCACUCGUCCAUUUGAGGAUUCGACAUCAUUGGAAUUUUUCUCUAAGAAGACAGACUGCUCACUGUUUCUGUUCGGCUCCCACAACAAGAAACGACCCAACAACCUCAUAUUUGGCCGUUUGUUUGACUUUCACGUGCUCGAUAUGAUUGAACUCGGAAUCGAGAAGUACGUCUCCCUGAGUGACAUAAAGGCCAGUAAAUGUCCCGAAGGAACCAAACCGAUGCUGGUCUUUGCAGGCGAGGCUUUCGAUAUGGAGAACGAGCACAAACGCCUGAAGAGUCUGCUCAUAGACUUCUUCAGGGGUCCCACCGUGUCUGCAGUACGUCUGGCAGGGUUGGAACAUGUUCUGCACUUCACUGCCCUGGAUGGGAAAAUAUUCAUGCGCAGCUACAGGUGUCUGUUGAAGAAGUCUGGCUGCAGGACACCGCGGAUCGAGAUGGAGGAGAUUGGACCAUCAUUUGAUUUUGUCUUGAGAAGAACACAUCUGGCUUCAGAUGACUUGUAUAAAUUAUCUCACAGACAGCCUAAAGCUCUGAAGCCCAAGAAGAAGAAGAACAUCUCCCACGAUGUCUUUGGCACCAAGUUUGGCCGCGUGCACAUGCAGAAGCAGGACCUGGCCAAACUUCAAACACGCAAGAUGAAGGGCCUGAGGAAGAGAAAGGGAGUGGUUGUUGCUGAAGAGAAGGAUGGACAGGAACCCAAAGUGGCCAAAGUAGAGAGCUGAGGACUGGAAUCACACAGAUCAGUGUCCAAGUGUCCCAUCAUGGUGGUGCAGGACAGUCACCUCUGGCAUAAGACUGACCGUGUGCUCAUCAGCAACAGCUUUUACUGCCAGUGUGUGGUCAUGUGAUCUGCCAACAGGCAAACAGGGCACACAUCUAUUACUCUUUUCUUACAUUUCCCACAUGGUCUUUUUUAUCAUGUGACCUUCAGGUCAUUGUUUGUCUUGAGUAUCAUGAAGGUGUUGGCUCAGUUCUCUGUUCGACAUCAAGUCCAACAAAUGUCAUCUAUUAGCAGUUGUAGGAAUUUGAAUUGUUUCUCCCUUCUAUGUAAGUACUAAAUACAUUUUUUUUUUUUUGUAAAAGGUAAAAUGUCAUCUGCAGUUCUGGCUUUAAAAGAAAUAAAAUUAUCACCUGCUUG